AUGGAGAUGUUGCCAGAUGAGUACGUAUUUGUCAGAAUUGAAGUUGAUGUGCACGAGCUACAUAUAUCGAUGAAAAUCAUUGAUCCUGAUGGACGCGAAGUUCAUUACACAGUUGUUGAGGAAAAUCCACACAAAUUUCUUGUAAUCUACACUCCUCUUCGUGAUGGAGUUCAUCACAUAUCGCUUUCUCUACGUGAUAUAGCGCUCGGCACGACUACUGCUGUGGAAGAUGCCUCAUGUACUGUGGAGGCUCUUCCUAUUGCUCGGUUGUGCCCCUACACUGAUCGAGUACGCGUAGGCGAUGUUGUCCCGUUACGUGUGGAAGGAGCAGUUCGGGGGCCUGUGGAAGUUGUCAUAGUGGAUGCAAAAGGAAAUGAGAAUAUUCUCGCCGUUAUAGUACUGCAUGAUCCAUAUAAACACAUUCACGACCACGUACACGUUUCUGAAGACCGCAUGAUUCAGAAACAUCUUUCGCACACUCAUUAA
Molecule: messenger RNA, 486 nt
Organism: Cooperia oncophora
Lineage: Eukaryota; Metazoa; Nematoda; Chromadorea; Rhabditida; Trichostrongylidae
Source: the annotation of a GenBank genome assembly